Molecule: messenger RNA, 3115 nt
Organism: Haliotis rufescens (red abalone)
Lineage: Eukaryota; Metazoa; Mollusca; Gastropoda; Lepetellida; Haliotidae
Product: dual specificity mitogen-activated protein kinase kinase 5-like
Exons: 21
Coding region: 193-1617 (474 amino acids)
Biological process (GO): protein phosphorylation; MAPK cascade
Molecular function (GO): protein binding; ATP binding; MAP kinase kinase activity
Source: RefSeq, a predicted model, not a curated record
GGUGAACCAAUAUGGCCGCGCCCACGAAAAAGUGCAAAAGAAUCAUCACAGACAAUCUCUCUCCUUGAGGUUUCGAGAAUAAUGUUUACACGAGGUUUUUUGCGUUUGAACAAAUGAAUAAAGAGGAUCUACGAUAUUCAAUACCAUUCCUGCUGACAUGUGACCAAGAUCAGUGAAGUGCAGACCACCAACAUGAAUGUUCCGCCGCUGACCAUCCGCAUCCGGAACGACCAGGACCAGGACAUGGACUGGAUGGUCCAGCCAGACGAAGUCACCUUCCGACAGACUCUGGAAGUGAUCUGCCAGGUGGUACACAGUGGAACAAUCACAGCAUUUGAGUAUGAAGACGAGGAUGGAGAUCACAUCACGGUUCGCAGCGAGGAUGAAAUGAAGGGGAUGAUUGACAAUUAUUUCCAUGAGAUGAGCGAGGAGGACAGAGACAGGGGGCUGUUCCCACCUCUCAUCAUCUUCCCGAAACUUGGGAAGACUGCUCAGAAGAGGAAUCUGUUGGGCCUGAAGAUACAACUCAACAAGUCGCCAGGCAGCCCCAGUCCAGUCAACCCAGAAGCUCCACCCAUCCCUGACAUUCAGAGCAACACACCUGUACAGGUGGUUACCACCCCACCCCAGGGGCCGAUUAGUGUCACCCCACAUACCUCAACACCCAUUCAACCAGUGCCACACGUGACUCCGAUGGCUGUCAGCACGUCCACUGAGAUAUCUCCGACAGGCCUCCAACAUGUCCUCUCCAAUGGCCACAUGACUGAAGACCAAAUACAGACUAUUGAGUGUCUUGGUGCUGGUGCUGGAGGGAGGGUUUACAGGUCGGUACAUGUGCCCUCAGGGAAACAGAUUGCUGUCAAGGUGAUACAGGUUGACAUCUCUCCUGAAGUCCAAAAGCAGAUCCUAUGUGAGCUGGACAUCCUAUACAAGUGCAAUUCCCCAGCCAUCAUUGGCUUCUAUGGGGCCUUCUUUGUUGAGAACCGGAUCUCCAUGUGCACCCAGUACAUGGAUGGUGGGUCAUUGGACCGUUACAUGCCGGUGCCGGAGCUGGUUCUGGGCAGGAUGGCGGUGUGUAUCCUCGAGGGCCUCAUAUACAUGUGGAACCUGAAGAUCCUUCACAGAGACAUCAAGCCAAACAAUGUUCUAGUCAACACCCAGGGGGAGGUCAAGCUGUGUGACUUCGGGGUCAGCACACAGCUGGUCAAGUCGAUAGCCACGACAUUUGUGGGGACCAACGUGUACAUGGCUCCGGAGAGGCUCCAAGGGAGCCACUACGGGAUCCCGGCAGAGGUGUGGAGUCUGGGCAUCACCCUGUUUGAGCUGGCCACAAGAAAAAUACCCUUUCAGUCGUUUAAUCCAGAUAUGAAGCCCUUUGAACUGAUGCAGUGUAUUAUUGAGGAGACACCACUGAUGUUGUCUCAAGAGUUCUUCAGUCCAGAGUUUGUCGGCUAUGUGGCAAGCUGCAUGUUGAGGGAUCCAGCUCGCAGACUGACUCCAUCAGAACUUGCAAAUCACCAGUUUGUGCAGCGCCAUGCUGACAGUAAUACCGUGAUGAUUGCGGAGUGGGUGCAGGGUUGUUUGCAGCAGCGGCAACAACAGCAAGCAGUGUCAUAACAUACCGUCUGCUGAAGGGGUAAUGUCGUUCCUUGGACUCAAUCAGGUAUACAGUUCGAACAAAGUAUUUGUUAUCUGUCAGCUAACCAUCUCCAGGAUGCCAGACAAUCAUUUAGCCACUUCCAUUGUGUCAUCUUGUACCUAGAAAAAAGAUGUCUGUGAUAUGCUUGCUUGUGUUGUUGAUGCCGGAUCUGAGUCACCUGGAUGGGUUUACUAUGAUGACAGAGUUUGUCGGUUGUUGUCUGUGUCAAAGAAGACCUGUCCUGUGUGAGCACUCUCUGUAGCACUAGCUCACAACCUCAAGAUGACCGUGACAAUCGAAGAUGUCCAAGACGGCGGCCAUGUCGGUAACAUUGCUGGAUGGCAGGCAUGGCUGGCAAAAUAAUUAACUUCAUUUGUUCUUUGUGUAUGCUUAUUACAUUUUAGUUUUUAUAAUCAAGAAGGUUUAUCAGAAGGGACUGGAGUGUGAGUUCCCCAGUGACAAGUGAUGGUGAGUGCUGGCGAGGCAACUCUAGCACAAGGUGAACUGUGUGUUAUCCUCAUCACCGGUAUACUCCCAUCCACUUGGCCUGUGUAUCUGUGAGAUGGGACGUGUGUGUUAUGAUCUCUUGGAGUAUUAGACAGUUCUGCUCCUGCACUGGUUCUGAUACGACUCUAGGACAAGGUCGACAUGUGUGUAGAGCCUCAUCACCGGUAUACUCCCAUCCACUUGGCCUGUGUAUCUGUGAGAUGGGACGUGUGUGUUAUGAUCUCUUGGAGUAUUAGACAGUUCUGCUCCUGCACUGGUUCUGAUACGACUCUAGGACAAGGUCGACAUGUGUGUAGAGCCUCAUCACCAGUAUACUCCCAUCCACUUGGCCUGUGUAUCUGUGAGAUGGGACAUGUGUGUUAUGAUCUCUUGGAGUAUUAGACAGUUCUGCUCCUGCACUGGUUCUGAUACGACUCUAGGACAAGGUCGACAUGUGUGUAGAGCCUCAUCACCAGUAUACUCCCAUCCACUUGGGCUGUGUAUCUGUGAUGUGGGACAUGUGUGUUAUGAUCUCAUGGAGUGUUAAACAGUUCUGCUCCUGCACUCACACAAGGAAAAGUUGGCAUCUGCACAACAUGUGCAGGGUUGUAAGACAUAUGUUCAGUGCUGUGGCAUAUGUGCACAGUUGGAGUAUACUUUUGUUGAUGCCGUAUCGCACCCAUAACAAUCUACAACAAGGGGUUGUUACCUUUCCUAGGUUGAUUACUAGUGUGAACAAAAACAAAAAAAGACGCCGCCCGCUCGCACUAUAUUUUCAAAAGCCAUUGCCCGAGAACCAAUUCAUUAAUUUUUUUAAGCCUUACCAUAUUUGACGUAAUAAGCAUCCCGCUCCAAUAAGCACUCACAGCAAUAUUUGCUAAUAUUUUGGCUAGUGAACAAUCUCAAUUAGCAUCCCUUCCGAUUGAUCAAUGUACACAAGACUUAUCAAUUCAUGUAUAAUAUGCACUCGUGUGUUUUAUGCACCCUUAA